AUGUCGACGGGUGAGCCCAGUAGUACUAUGACAAUAUCUCUUCCACUCAACAUCGGAUAUUACGACUCAUCCUUGUCGUCGUCGGCCUCCAGCUGGAAGCUAAUGCACAACAAUGGAGGGAUGAAUAAUACAGCAUGUAGCAGCAACAGCAGUUACGAGACUACUUUCAUGCAGGGAAGCGUAAGCAGCCUUUCCCUCCAUAAGAUCAACGCCCGAGCUCCUCCUCCUCAUUUCAUCUGGUCCAACGUCGUCAACUCCCUCGACUUUCUAGACUCAUCCUCCUCCUCCUCCGGUGGGACAAUCCCCGUCAAAAGAGACUGCAGCACCGGGGACUUACAGGGGAUAAACAUGCUGCUGCAAUACUAUAGGAGGUCGGAGAGCCAGUUGAUAUCGAACGAGGAGAGUUGCAGCAGCAUCAUGGAGGGAAUGAGCAAGGCUUGCCGUUAUAGCCCCGAGGAGAAAAGGGAGAGAAUUCACAAGUAUAGAACCAAGAGAAACCUCAGGAACUUCAACAAGACCAUUAAGUAUGCCUGUAGGAAGACGCUAGCAGACAGCAGGCCACGCAUUAGGGGGCGUUUCGCCAGGAAUGACGACCAUAUAGAGAAACUACUGGCUAACCAUUAUCAUCAUCAUCAACAACCUGAUAAUGAAGAUCACGAGGAAGAGAACUGGACUAGCUUUCUGGAAGCGUUUUCCUCCGAUUUAAUCCCAUAA
Messenger RNA from Impatiens glandulifera, 714 nucleotides. Its product is annotated as zinc finger protein CONSTANS-LIKE 3-like. The record is from RefSeq and is a predicted model, not a curated record. The coding region runs from base 1 to 714 and encodes 237 amino acids. Gene Ontology annotation, biological process: regulation of flower development. Lineage: Eukaryota; Viridiplantae; Streptophyta; Magnoliopsida; Ericales; Balsaminaceae. Gene Ontology annotation, cellular component: nucleus. Gene Ontology annotation, molecular function: protein binding. The transcript has 3 exons.